Messenger RNA from Nannospalax galili (Upper Galilee mountains blind mole rat), 967 nucleotides. RefSeq names its product olfactory receptor 52M1-like. Gene Ontology annotation, biological process: G protein-coupled receptor signaling pathway. The coding region runs from base 14 to 967 and encodes 317 amino acids. The record is from RefSeq and is a predicted model, not a curated record. Lineage: Eukaryota; Metazoa; Chordata; Mammalia; Rodentia; Spalacidae. Gene Ontology annotation, molecular function: G protein-coupled receptor activity; olfactory receptor activity. The transcript has a single exon. Gene Ontology annotation, cellular component: membrane.
CACACUCCCAAGCAUGUUCACACCUAACAAUGCCUGCUCUGUGUCCACCUCUUUCUGGCUCACAGGAAUCCCAGGACUGGAGUCUCUGCACAUCUGGCUUUCUAUCCCCUUUGGCUCCAUGUACUUGGUGGCUGUGGUGGGGAAUGUCACCAUCCUGGCCAUGGUUAAGAUGGAGCACAGCCUGCACCAGCCCAUGUACUUCUUCUUGUGCAUGUUGGCUGUCAUUGACUUGGUUCUGUCAAGCUCUACCAUGCCCAAAUUGUUGUCCAUCUUCUGGUUUGGUUCCUGUGACAUUGGUCUAGAUGCCUGCUUAACUCAGAUGUUCUUUGUCCACUGCUUCGCAACUGUUGAGUCAGGCAUCUUUCUUGCUAUGGCUUUUGACCGCUAUGUGGCCAUCUGUGACCCACUACACCAUAUGUCAGUGCUCACCCAUGCAGUGGUGGGACGUUUGGGGCUGGCUGCACUCCUCCGAGGAAUAAUCUACAUUGGGCCUCUUCCUCUUCUAAUUCGUUUGAGGCUGCCUCUUUACCGGACCCAAAUAAUUGCCCAUUCCUACUGCGAGCACAUGGCUGUGGUCACUUUGGCAUGUGGUGACACAAGGAUCAAUAACUUAUACGGAAUGGGAAUUGGCUUCCUGGUGUUGAUCCUGGACUCACUAGCCAUAAGUGCAUCCUAUGUGAUGAUUUUCAGGGCUGUAUUGGGAUUGUCUACCCCUGAUGCCAGGUUUAAAACCUUAGGCGCGUGUGGUUCUCACAUCUGUGCCAUCCUUGUCUUCUAUAUCCCGAUUGCCGUUUCAUCUCUCACCCAUCGCUUUGGCCAUCAUGUGCCUCCCCAUAUCCAUAUUCUUUUGGCCAACUUUUACCUCCUCAUCCCACCCAUCCUCAACCCAGUUGUCUAUGCUGUCCGCACCAAGCAGAUCCGGGAGAGACUUCUCCACAUUAUUAAAGCAGGAACUCAACCGAGGUGA